CAGAGCGAGAGAAAGAGAAGGCAGUGAAAAAAGGAAAAACGAAGAGUAAAAUUGCUGCAGUCAUGGACUUGCGUUCAGAACUGCUCAAGUCCAUUUGGUACGCUUUCACCGCUCUAGAUGUGGAGAAGAGUGGAAAGGUGUCCAAGUCUCAACUCAAGGUCUUGUCUCAUAAUCUUUACACGGUUCUGUGUAUCCCACACGACCCAGCGGCUCUUGAGGAACACUUCAGAGAUGACGACGACGGUCCAGUCUCCAGCCAGGGAUACAUGCCCUACCUCAACAAAUACAUCCUGGACAAGGUGGUGGAAGGCACGUUUGUCAAAGAAAAUGUGGACGAGCUCUGCUGGACUCUUACUGCCAAGAAGAACUAUCGACCAGAGGGAAAGUGUGUUUUACCUGGAAAAGACGCCUUCCGGCUCUGGUGCCUGUUCAUAUUUCUCUCGGAGGACAGAUAUCCUCUGGUCAUGAUCCCUGAUGAGGUUGAAUAUUUACUGAAGAAGUUUUGCAUGGCUAUGAGCGUCGAGUUGAACUGUGUUGAACUGGAAGACUUCAUUUCCCAAGAUACUGUUCAGCAGAAUGGCUUCACUGUAUGGGCCUUUCUGGAGAUGAUGAAUUCUGGGAAACUAACGCGAGGCAUUGCCAAAGAAACCGUCAGUAUGGCAAUAGAGGAGGUGUACCGGGAAAUAGUGGGUGAUGUGUUGAAAGAGGGAUAUCUGUGGAAGAAAGGCCAGUUGAGAAGAAACUGGAUUGAGCGUUGGUUCACUUUGAGACCCAGUACUUUAAUUUAUUUCACUAGCGAGGACCGCAAAGACCGCAAGGGCAACAUUCAGCUUGAUGGAAACUGCUGUGUAGAGGUUCUUCCUGACAGAGAUGGGAAGAGGUGCAUGUUCUGUCUGAAGACGCUCACCAAGACCUAUGAACUCAGUGCAUCUGACACCAAACAGAGGCAGGAGUGGACUACAGCUAUCCAAACAGCCAUCCGGCUGCAUGUAGAGGGUAAAGCUUCUCUUCAUAAAGACCUAAAGCUGAAACGGCGUGAGCAGCGGGAACAGAGAGAGAAGAGGCGGGAAGCGAAGGAGCAGGAGCUGCAGCGUUUACGAGCCCUGCAGGAAGAGCGCGAGCGGAAGAUGGCCGAGCUGGAGCUGCUGAAGGAGGCACAGAGACAAGCGCAGGCGCUGCUGGAGCAGGACGAACUGCGCAGACGACAGCAACAUGAACAACUCCAGCAGACCCUGGAGAUCCAGCUCAAAGAGGCUGAAGAGGCGCGGGCGAGCAUGCAGGCUGAGAUGGCACUAAAGGAAGCUGAGGCAGAGAGACAGAGAACACGAAUCAAAGAACUGGAGGCCAUGCAGCAGCGACUAGAGGAGGCGUUACAACAGGAAAUCAAAGCCAGGCAGGACGAAGAGGCCUUCCGUUAUGCACAGGCUCGGCUACUGGCUGAGGAAGAGGAGAAGAUGAAGGCCCUUAUGUCUCUCCGUGAGGAGCAGGAGGAAUAUAUCCAGCGUGCCCAGCGGGAGAAACAAGAGCUCAGACAGGAAAUGGAAAGUAAAUCUCGAUCUCUGGAGGAAGCACAGAGGCAGCUGGAGGAGGUCAGAGCCAAUCGCCACCGAGUGGACCAGGAUGUGGUGGCGGCUCAAAGGAAGCUUCGUCAGGCCAGCACCAAUGUUAAACACUGGAAUGUUCAGAUGAACAGAUUAAUGCAUCCAAUCGGACCAGGAGAAAAACGGUCCUCGGUAGGCGGAUCUUUUUCCAGCUUUCGCAUCCCUUCGCAGAAGGAUCCGGGACUGCGUUUGAGGCAGAAAUCAGAUGAGCCGGAUGAGGAAAGCAAAGAAAACAUGGAGAGCAGAGGAGGGUGCGAAUCUGACAGGCGUUUGUCUACAAAUGGAGAUAUGGAAAUACCUUAGACAACCUCAGAAAAAAAAAAAUCUUUCUUCCUCAAUGUUAAGACUGAUUUGAAUGAAGGAAAGUUAUUUUUGCUAGGUACCAAGACCACAUGCCGUUAUACUGUUUAAUAAUGUCCGUGAUUGUUAAUAGCUUGUUAUUAAUAUAGUAAUGUUUUGUACACUUCACACAGUUUGAAAAGUAUUGUACUGUAGUUGUUAAAUAUCUGAUUGACUCCUAAGUUACUCAAAGCCUUAUGUAGACUUAAUGUGCACUGAAUAAAUAAUUAAGCAUUUUUCAAGAUA
Puntigrus tetrazona (Sumatra barb) is the source of this 2186-nucleotide messenger RNA. It is a transcript of the gene def6a, whose product is annotated as DEF6 guanine nucleotide exchange factor a. NCBI's taxonomy places the organism in Eukaryota, Metazoa, Chordata, Actinopteri, Cypriniformes, Cyprinidae. The record is from RefSeq and is a predicted model, not a curated record. Gene Ontology annotation, cellular component: nucleus; cytoplasm. The coding region runs from base 63 to 1904 and encodes 613 amino acids. The transcript has 11 exons.